Messenger RNA from Danaus chrysippus (African queen), 1233 nucleotides. NCBI's taxonomy places the organism in Eukaryota, Metazoa, Arthropoda, Insecta, Lepidoptera, Nymphalidae. The record is from the annotation of a GenBank genome assembly.
AUGAUCCCGAAACUCUAUCGCUAUUAUAUACUUCUGCUGAGUAUUUGUCUGUUUUCCACGGAAAUCUGUUCGUCGUCAGUGAAAGAAGCAUUGGAAGAACAUCUCAAAGAUAUAGCUCACAAUGAUAAUUCAGAAUCACUCAAACUAUCAAAAGAAAAAGAAGAGAAGAAUCAUCACAUCGACAGUGAAAUUAAAGACAUACAUUCCAAUCAAUAUUCUAAAUCGAGCGAUGAUUCAAAGUUUUUGACGAAAGAUCAUGAAUCCAAAAUUGCAUCCGAUAAAGUUGCCUACGAGGGAUAUAAUACCAAACAAGAUAAAUUAGAAGACAGUCAUACAGACGGUUUCAAAACUGGACAUAAAAAGGGACAUCAUAAACAAGGUUUCCAAAAUUCCUAUCAUAAAGACGAAUCGUCAAACAAAAGCACUUAUUUCGACGACUUCAACGACGAGGGAGAUCGAAGCGGAUACAAUAGUAAAGUUAAUAGUUAUGAUAAUCACAGCGGCAGAAAUUAUCAAGGUUCACGUAAUAAUGAACACGACAAUUUACGACAUAAUUACAAUUCUAGGGGACACAAUAAGUACGGAGAUGUCGCUGACAAACAUCUAAGAUACCAGGAUGAUGAAAAUAAAUAUUUAUCGGACAACUUACAUCAUUACAAUAAACAUGGCAACGAUCACGGAGCGUACGACAGAGGAAAAUAUCAUGAGCGCUACGAACACAAAGCUCCUGUACCUCAUCACAACCCUGACUGGGAUUGGAAGGAACGGAGAAACUGGGAUUGGAAUAAUAGAGAUUGGGCGAACAGACGGGAUUGGGAUCAAUCGAAAUGGCAGCAGGAUCCAAGGUGGGAAAAUGAUUACAGCAGACCAGGAUAUUACGAUGACCAUGGGAUACGCCACGGCGGUGGGUUCAGCCAUGACCCUGAACAUGGAUAUGGCUAUCGUUAUGGUGAAUCUAGAUCCGACCCAGUGGCAGACCUACCACGACAUUCCCCCGUGGUCGCGCGAAGAAAGCAAACCAUAACUAUAUACGAAGACCCAAGAUAUUCCAACCAACAGAAUAGUAAGGUGAGGAGAGAGGAAGGUGAUUACAUCGAACUCGAUUUCCAACCGAGCAGCAGAAAAUACGCGACCUACGACGAUACUUAUUAUUCCAGAAGUUAUUCACCUCCAGAAAAAAAACAGGCAAAACCAAGCGAAAUUAACAAACUCGUUUAUAAUAGACGACAAUAA